Molecule: messenger RNA, 1676 nt
Organism: Condylura cristata (star-nosed mole)
Lineage: Eukaryota; Metazoa; Chordata; Mammalia; Eulipotyphla; Talpidae
Gene: EEF2KMT
Product: eukaryotic elongation factor 2 lysine methyltransferase
Exons: 5
Coding region: 353-1489 (378 amino acids)
Source: RefSeq, a predicted model, not a curated record
UCAUCCGUGAGGAACACUGAGGCCGAGUCUCCCAGCCUGUCUCUAGUUGUCGGCAGUCAGGUAGAGCAGUCUGUCUUCCCGGAGGUGGGGUCCUGGGGCACCGUGGGGGCAUGCAGAGCGGCCACCCCAGAGCCUGUCCUGCCUGCACCCCACCACGCCCUGGCCACUGGGACUCACGCCUGUCAUUUUGUAUCAUCUGUCUUAACCAUCUUAUGGUCCGUGAACCUUCUCGGUCCAAAGCUGUGGACCCUCCCCCAGGGAAGACACUGCCUAGGGCACAUUUUCGUACCAAUCCAGGGAGGUGGUAGCCCCUACCCAGCAAGGCCAUCCCGGGAGUCAGUUUCCGUGGAGGAUGACAGGAGCAUCUGCCCUCGGGGCAGCCCCAGUGGGGAGGGCUUGCUGCGGGACAGUGACCAGUUUGCCCCGCGGACACCUCGGCAGUCUCGCACUGAGCUCACUGUCCCUGUCACAGACGGUGAAGCAUCCUCUGUGCGUGAAGCACCCGCCGUCGGUGAGGUACGCCCAGGGCUUUCUCUCGGAGCUCAUCAGAAAGCACGAGGCUGUCUCCGCAGAGCCACUGGACGAGCUGUACGAGGCGUUGGCCGAGGGCCUGAGGGCUGAAGACACCGACCAGGGCCACCGCAGCUACCUGCUGCCUUCUGGGGACUCGGUCACCCUCUCGGAGAGCACGGCCAUUGUGUCCCAUGGCACGACCGGUCUGGUCACGUGGAAUGCUGCUCUCUACCUGGCAGAAUGGGCCAUGGAAAACCCGGCAGCCUUCGCCCACAGGACUGUCUUGGAGCUGGGCAGUGGGACGGGCCUCACAGGCCUGGCCAUUUGCAAGACGUGCCGUCCCCGAGCCUACAUCUUCAGUGACUGUCACAGCCGUGUCCUCGAGCAGCUCCGAGGGAACGUCCUUCUCAAUGGCCUCUCGUUGGAACCAGAUGUCACCACCCCUGCGCAGCACCCAGGACACCCAGAGAGCCCCAGGGUGACAGUCGCCCAGCUGGACUGGGACGUUGUGACGGGCCCUGAGCUCGCUGCCUUCCAGCCAGACGUGGUCAUCGCGGCAGAUGUGCUGUACUGCCCGGAAACCGUCCUCUCCCUGGUCAGUGCCCUGAAGAGGCUCUCCACCUGCCGGGCGGGCCCGGGGACGCUCAACGCCUACAUCGCCUUUACUGUCCGCAACCCAGAGACGUGCCAGCUGUUCACCACCCAGCUAGGUGAGCGGGCCCAGGCCCACGCGCCGCCCGCCGCAGGUGGGGUGGGCCCUGCAGGGCGCCGGAGGGGGCUCCCACCGUCAUCCCGGGGCCGAGGCAGGUGGCCCCACUGGGGUCACAGCAGGCUCCUUGAGCGUCCUUGCCGGGACACAGGGCCAGCGCCAGCGGGGCUGUGCUGCGCGGCUCAGGAGAAGGCAGGCCUCUGGGUGGGGAAACACCGCAGUGCGUCCAGGGCAAACGGCCAACUGUCCACACCACAGGUGGGCUAAGUCCAUUUGUAUGUGGCAAACAUCUUCACAUUCCCUCCACACGGGGAACCUGGCAUAUUCGCCAGCUAACAGCGUUACGCUCAGGUGACAGGACACCUCACACCUUCACCUCAUGGUUUUAUACAUACUUUUCACUCGUAAAAACCGGGGGCAGAGGCCUCGGCUCAGACCUCUGCUCACGAGGGCG